Messenger RNA from Adineta ricciae, 1281 nucleotides. The record is from the annotation of a GenBank genome assembly. NCBI's taxonomy places the organism in Eukaryota, Metazoa, Rotifera, Eurotatoria, Adinetida, Adinetidae.
AUGGGUGUUGCAGAAAGUAGUGGUAGCAGUCAGAAUGUUACAGGUCCAACAGCAAUACGUGUGCAUGACGCAAAUCCGCUUCUUUACACGACGCCACAAGAACACAUGAUUAUUCAACCCUACUGGGUCUUGAUUGUACAAUUAUUCGUAAAGCAAAUUAUUGCUAAUCGUGUUUGGAACAGAAUACGUCAUAACACAUGGGCUACAACACAGGAAAUAGCUAUGGGGCGUAUCGUGCUUAUGCUACAAAUCGCUUAUCUUAAAGCAAAGAAAUCGAUACUUGAAAGUGUGCGCACAGCUCGACAACAUCAAACUACAACUACAAGUAAGUCUCCAACACUUAAGCAGACCACGAUAAACUUUUUCAAAGAUACAUUUACCAGUCCUCAAUCACUACUGGAUCGUGCGGCAUCGGCUGGUAGUAAUGAUUUUUCGACACUGAGAAGCAAUAUAGAUGAAUUGGAUGAUGAGAUCGAACAAAAAAAAAACGAAAUUGAAAGCUCACAAAAGAAGAGAGAAGAGCUUUCUCGUAGGCUCCAGCUCGAUAUUUUUGACCUUCUCGUCCAUUGUUUACCUCUGCUUGGUCAGACAAUUUGGUAUUUCUAUCUGCAGUCAAAAUGCAUGAGUGCGGAACAGGCAAGUACAUGGAACUGUUACAAUGUGUUUGGCUAUCGUCUCUAUAAUUAUGUUUUCACUUCAUACUGUGCUUUCUUUUGGCUUACGAUGAUGAAACUUCCCAUUUAUGUAGACAGUGAACGAAAUACUAAUGAGACGAAUGACAAGAAUCUUCGAUCGGGUUGGCAAAAAUGUAUAGACGUAUUGAGAAAAAUAGAAUUUCAUGCAAGUUUCUGGUCAUCCUGUAUUACAAUUAUCGUUGUUGGUGUUCCUAUUGCUCCUUAUCUUUUGACAAAUGUGAUACCAAUGGCAUGCACCUACACUUUUAUAUGCAUUAUUUAUAUAGUGCUUUGGUUAAGUGCGUUACUUUUUUGUCGAAUUCUUGUAACGAUUCCUCUCAUAAAUAAGUUAUUAUUUGGCAUUUUGGAAGAUAUCCUGAAAGAAUAUAAACAUUUUUAUGCGCCCUACUUGAUGUUUUUAUUUACAAUUCUUACCUUACCAAUACUAUUCACGACUUUCUUUAAUUAUUCACAAUACGUUUACUAUAGCAACAAUCUUUUCAAUACUAUGACGUAUGAAUUUGACUCUCGCAAUACGGCAACCUAUUUUCGUGGAUUACAAUCGUCUGCCAGUAAUACAUUUCAUACUGUAUUGUUCUUUAUUUAA